Rhinichthys klamathensis goyatoka is the source of this 1175-nucleotide messenger RNA. RefSeq names its product liprin-alpha-1-like. The transcript is spliced from 3 exons. The annotation marks the transcript as partial. NCBI's taxonomy places the organism in Eukaryota, Metazoa, Chordata, Actinopteri, Cypriniformes, Leuciscidae. The record is from RefSeq and is a predicted model, not a curated record. Gene Ontology annotation, cellular component: presynaptic active zone. Gene Ontology annotation, biological process: synapse organization.
GGGAUUUGGCGUCGUGACGUCAGCACGUCCUCACCUCUCGCGAGCGCAGGAUUCUGGAGCAGCGACAAACUCUCGCUUUAAAUUUUGUUUUAACUAUUUUUUUCUGCAUUAAUUGUUCUUUUUCGAAGCCAAACUAGGCGACGGAAUACUUUGUUUGUGGCUAGUGUCGUUUAAAGAGCGCCUUGUGCUUUUAAAGUUGUCGAUUUGUACUUUUAUCCCGGUGUUUUUCCUCAUGGAUCAGAUGGUGACGCGUCAGAAUAAUUGACACUAAUAAACGCGAUUCAUUAAUUCAUAUUUUCAAAUUACAACAUGUCAGUAAACGUCGGGUUUACGCGUCGAUUUUAAACGCUAAAAUUGUUUUAUUCCUGCGCUUAAAUGAUUAUAAUUUUGAUUACUCUUACUUUAGCUGCUAAUGCUAACUAGCGCAGGCCGCUGUUGGAGUUUAUUUAUAUAUGAGUAUUUUUGUAUUUAUAUGAUGGAUAUGUGUAUUUGAGUGUAUAUGAAUGGUAGUGAGAGUCUGAUGGUCUUUCUGAAGUCUUUGAUUGAUCAGGGAUGUUUUCUCCAUCACUUCAGACUCAGAUCUCUAGUAUCUAGGGAUGUUUCUCACUCAUUAUAAAGGCCUUGUUUAUUUUCUUUAUUUUUUCGCUCACUCUGCGAUCUUUUUAAAAGUGAUUGGUGACUUAUUUCACUCAUGUCGAAAAGUUUGAUGGCUUGACGAACAAUUUGCGCCGUAGUUUAUCUUUUAAAUGUAUUGGCUGUGAUUGACUCGACAUAAUACAGAAGAGGAGAAACAAACCCUGCUGAGAGUCAAGAUGAUGUGCGAGGUGAUGCCCACUAUCAGCGAGGCGGAGGUCGGUGGGAAUGGAGGCGCUCUCGGAUCCGGCUCUCCCGGACAGACGGACUCUGAGGGUCACUUUGAGUCUCUUAUGGUGUCUAUGCUGGAGGAGAGAGAUCGGCUGCUGGACACACUCCGAGAGACGCAGGAGAACCUGUGUGUGACGCAGAGCAAACUCCACGAGAUCAGCCACGACAGAGACUCCCUGCAGAGACAGCUCAACAGUGCACUCCCACAGGAAUUUGCUGCUCUUACAAAGGAAGUGAAUAUGUGUCGCGAGCAGCUUCUGGAGCGAGAGGAGGAGAUCGCCGAGCUCAAGGCAGAGAGAAACAACACACGC